Cervus elaphus (red deer) is the source of this 2422-nucleotide messenger RNA. Its product is annotated as alpha-(1,6)-fucosyltransferase-like. Lineage: Eukaryota; Metazoa; Chordata; Mammalia; Artiodactyla; Cervidae. The record is from RefSeq and is a predicted model, not a curated record. Gene Ontology annotation, molecular function: glycoprotein 6-alpha-L-fucosyltransferase activity; protein binding. The transcript has a single exon. Gene Ontology annotation, cellular component: Golgi cisterna membrane. Bases 164 to 1891 code for a protein of 575 amino acids. Gene Ontology annotation, biological process: protein N-linked glycosylation.
UGAAAAGAGUCACCAUAGGACUACAGGAGAGACUAAUUUGUCUGAAGCAUCAUGUGCUGAAACAACAGAAGGCUACAACCUUUGCACUGGUUAGAAACAGAGUGAUGAUGUUUUUAAUUCUUUGAGCUCCAGGACCCCAGGAGAGUGAGUUGAAACUCUGAAAAUGCGGCCAUGGACUGGUUCCUGGCGUUGGAUCAUGCUCAUUCUUUUUGCCUGGGGGACCUUGCUGUUUUAUAUAGGUGGUCACUUGGUACGAGAUAAUGACCACCCUGAUCACUCUAGCCGAGAACUGUCCAAGAUUUUGGCAAAGCUUGAACGCUUAAAACAGCAAAAUGAAGACUUGAGGCGAAUGGCUGAAUCUCUCCGAAUACCAGAAGGCCCCAUUGAUCAGGGACCAGCUUCAGGAAGGAUUCGUGCUUUAGAAGAGCAGCUUGUGAAGGCCAAAGAACAGAUUGAAAAUUAUAAGAAACAAACUAGAAAUGGUUUGGGGAAGGAUCAUGAAAUCCUAAGGAGGAGGAUUGAAAAUGGAGCUAAAGAACUUUGGUUUUUUUUACAAAGUGAGUUGAAGAAAUUAAAGAAUUUAGAAGGAAAUGAACUCCAAAGACAUGCCGAUGAAUUUCUGUCAGAUUUGGGACAUCAUGAAAGGUCUAUAAUGACGGAUUUAUACUACCUCAGUCAAACAGAUGGAGCAGGUGAUUGGCGGGAAAAAGAGGCCAAAGAUCUGACAGAGCUGGUGCAGCGGAGAAUAACGUAUCUUCAGAAUCCCAAGGACUGCAGCAAAGCCAAGAAGCUGGUGUGUAACAUCAACAAAGGCUGUGGCUAUGGCUGCCAACUCCAUCAUGUGGUCUACUGCUUCAUGAUUGCAUAUGGCACCCAGCGAACACUCAUCUUGGAAUCUCACAAUUGGCGCUAUGCUACUGGAGGAUGGGAAACUGUGUUUAGACCUGUAAGUGAGACCUGUACAGACAGAUCUGGUGUCUCCACUGGACACUGGUCAGGUGAAGUAAAGGACAAAAAUGUACAGGUAGUCGAGCUCCCCAUUGUGGACAGUCUUCAUCCUCGUCCUCCAUAUUUACCCCUGGCUGUACCAGAAGACCUUGCAGACCGACUUGUACGAGUCCAUGGUGAUCCUGCAGUGUGGUGGGUGUCCCAGUUUGUCAAAUACUUGAUCCGCCCACAGCCUUGGCUAGAAAAGGAAAUAGAAGAGGCCACCAAGAAGCUAGGCUUCAAACAUCCAGUUAUUGGAGUCCAUGUCAGACGCACAGACAAAGUAGGAACUGAAGCAGCCUUCCACCCCAUUGAGGAAUACAUGGUGCACGUUGAAGAACAUUUUCAGCUUCUUGCUCGCAGAAUGCAAGUGGAUAAAAAAAGAGUAUAUUUGGCCACAGAUGACCCUUCUUUAUUGAAGGAGGCAAAAACAAAGUACCCCAAUUAUGAAUUUAUUAGUGAUAACUCUAUCUCUUGGUCAGCUGGACUGCACAAUCGAUACACAGAAAAUUCACUUCGAGGUGUGAUCCUGGAUAUACACUUUCUCUCCCAGGCAGACUUCCUGGUGUGUACUUUUUCAUCCCAGGUCUGUCGAGUUGCUUAUGAGAUCAUGCAGACACUGCAUCCCGAUGCCUCUGCAAACUUCCAUUCUUUGGAUGACAUCUACUAUUUUGGAGGCCAAAAUGCCCACAACCAGAUUGCCAUUUAUCCUCACGAACCUCGAACUGCAGAUGAAAUCCCCAUGGAACCUGGAGAUAUCAUUGGUGUGGCUGGAAAUCAUUGGGAUGGCUAUUCUAAAGGUGUCAACAGAAAACUGGGAAGGACGGGCCUGUAUCCCUCCUACAAAGUUCGAGAGAAGAUAGACACGGUCAAGUACCCCACAUACCCUGAGGCUGAGAAAUAAAGCUUAGAUGGACCAGAAAGACCACCAAACUCAGUUCAAACCAUUUGAGCCAAACAGUAGAUGAAGAAGGCCCCAACCUAACAGCCCGUGGUUAAAAUGAGUCAACAUCUUCGGCAUCAGGAGCAGCUGGGAUCUGACAGAUGCUUCAUUGGUGGAAUUGCUCUUUAACAAGGGCUACAGUGCCCUUAAACCCAUGCACAGUCCAAUAAUGUACUCAUGUAUAACAUGCAAACAGAUUGUUUUCUACGUUACCCCUUCUUUCAAGACUAUGUCCCCAUGAAACAAACACUGCCACAUUGUGUAAUUUAAGUGACACAGACAUUUUGUGUGAGACUUCAAACAUGGUGCCUAUACCUGAGAGACCUGUGUGACCAAAUGAGAUGACUUGAAUAGUUCCCUCUUGUGGGGAGCUUGAUUCUUAGCCAGUGGUGGUAUUGUAACCACUGAAUUCACUCCAGUCAACAGAUUCAGAAUGAGAAUGGAUGUUUUUGUCUGGAAUUUUUUUUUUUAAAGUAAUUGCACCGGUUCAUC